Messenger RNA from Medicago truncatula (barrel medic), 3275 nucleotides. Its product is annotated as disease resistance protein RPM1. The coding region runs from base 221 to 2977 and encodes 918 amino acids. Gene Ontology annotation, biological process: defense response to other organism. Lineage: Eukaryota; Viridiplantae; Streptophyta; Magnoliopsida; Fabales; Fabaceae. Gene Ontology annotation, molecular function: ADP binding. The record is from RefSeq and is a predicted model, not a curated record. The transcript is spliced from 2 exons.
UCCUCUAUCCCUUAUUACUCCGAAAAACAUUUAUAGAUUUUGUUGCUUAUCCAAAAAACACGCUUUAUAGAUUUCAAUUUAAGUAAGACAAUUUUGAUGGUUAGCAUGCAACUUCCAUUUUUCGUACUACUUGAUAAUUGAUGUUGAGCUUAACAAAUCUCUUGGAAUAACAAAUAGUGUAGUCAUCUCACAAAAUAACAAUAAUCACAACUAGAGUCAUAUGGCAGAAAUGGCAGUUUCUUUUGCUAUUGACCAACUGCUUCCAUUGUUAACACAAGAAGUCAAUCUUCUCAAAGGUGUUCCCAAGGAAUUUGAAGAUAUUAAAGAUGAAUUUGAAAGCAUCCAAGCCUUCCUCAAAGAUGCUGAUAGAAGAGCUGCAGCUGAUGGAGACAACACUAGUGAAGGAGUCAAAACAUGGGUGAAGCAACUUAGGGUAGCAGCUUUUCGCAUAGAAGAUAUCAUUGAUGAUUAUUUGAUCCAUGUUGGACAACAACCUCGUGAUCCUGGAUGUGUAGCUGUAUUUGAUAAGAUUACUCACUUACUCAAAACCAUGACCCGUCGCCAUCGAAUAGCAGCUGAGAUUCAAGACAUUAAGUCAUCUGUUCGUAGGAUCAAGGAAAGAAGUGAUAAAUAUGGCUUCCAACGUUCUUUUGAACAAGGCACAAGCAAUUCUAGAGGAAGCAGGAAUACCAAAUGGCACGACCCUCGAAAGGCUGCUCUUUACGUCGAGGAAGCUGAGGUUGUGGGAUUUGAAGCGCCAAGAAAAAGAUUGAUUGAUUGGAUGGUACAGGGAAGGAAAGAGCGCACUGUGGUAUUCGUGGUGGGAAUGGGAGGGCAAGGAAAAACAACUCUAGCCAAGAAAGUUUUUGACAGCAAGGAUAUCAUUGGACACUUUGAUUGUCGUGUAUGGAUUACAGUGUCUCAAUCAUAUAAUGCUGAAGGAUUGUUGAGAGACAUGUUGCUAAAGAUUUGCAAACAAAAAGGAGUGAAAUCUCCCGAGGGUAUUUCUCAAAUGAAUCGGGAGUCAUUGACUAAUGAAGUGAGAAAUUACUUGCAGGAAUCGAAGUACAUUGUCGUAUUUGAUGAUGUUUGGAAUGAACUUUUUUGGGAUGAUGUUGAAUCUGCUGCAAUUGAUAGUAAAAAUGGAAGUAAGAUAUUAAUAACAACAAGGAACAUGGAUGUUGCGGUGUCCUGUAAAAAAUCUUCUUUCAUUGAGGUGCUUGAGUUGCAAACUUUAACUCCUGAACAGUCUUUGGAGUUGUUCAAUAAGAAGGCAUUCAAAUUUGACAAUGACGGGUGUUUUCAAAAAGAGGUCAUUGGUAUAGCUAAUGAAAUUGUUAAAAAAUGCAAUGGUUUACCGCUAGCAAUUGUUGCCAUCGGUGGACUUUUAUCUACAAGAGAGAAAAAAGUGUCUGAGUGGAAGAGUUUUAGAGAUAAUCUAAAUUUAGAGCUAAAGACAGAUAUACAUCUGAUUGGGAUAAAAGAAAUUUUAGCUUUAAGUUAUGAUGAUUUGCCUUACUAUCUCAAGUCAUGUUUGUUGUAUUUUGGAGUAUAUCCAGAGGAUUAUGAAGUUAAAUCGAAGAGAGUAACUCGAAAAUGGAUAGCUGAAGGGUUUGUGAAGGAGGAAAAGGGAAAAACAAUGGAAGAAGUGGCAGAGGGAUAUCUAACAGAGUUGAUCCAUAGAAGCCUGGUUCAAGUAUCUUCGCUUAGAAUUGAUGGCAAAGCUAAAGGUUGUCGUGUUCAUGAUCUAAUACGUGAUAUGAUCCUUCAAAAAAAUGAGGAUUUUAAUUUUUGCAAGCAUAUUAGUGAUGAUGGACAGAUAUCCUUAAGUGGAAUAGUUCGGCGCCUAUCAAUAACAACCAUUGACAAUGCUUUCUGGGAGUGUAUUGAUCAACCUCAUCAUGUUCGGUCACUAUUUUGUUUUGGAAAUAACGAGUCCUUUACUACAGAAAUCCCUACAAAGUACAAGUUAUUGAAGGUUCUUGAUCUUGAAGAUUAUUUUAUGGGUGAUUUUCCUGAUAACUUGGGAAAUUUCAUCCACUUGAAGUAUUUAAGCAUCAUGAUAGCGAGUGAAGAAGUCCCUAAAUCCAUUGGCAUGCUCCAGAACCUAGAGACCUUGGAUAUAAGCGGUCAACAAUGUGCUAUUGAGUUGCCAAAGGAGAUAAGCAAGCUUAGAAAGCUAAAACAUCUUAUCGGCCAUGCACUGUCUUUGAUUCAAUUAAAGGAUGGUAUUGGAGAGAUGAAGUCCCUACAAACUCUGCGUACUGUUUAUUUCAAUAUGGACGGAGCAGCAGAGGUAAUUAAAGGGUUAGGAAAGCUGAAGCAGAUGAAGGAUUUGGUGUUACUUGAUUUUCGAGAGGAAUAUGAAAGCAUUUUAUCUUCCUCAAUCAAUGAAAUGCUGCACUUGGAGAAACUAAAAGUGGAUAAUAUACCAGAUGAUAACUUCAUUUGUUUGAAUUUGAUUUCACCGCCACCUAUGCUUCAAAAACUUAUACUGAGAGGUAAGAUAAAGGAGUUUCCAGAAUGGAUGUUAGAUCUUCAAAAUCUUACUGUGUUGAGGUUGGUGUGGCCGCAUUCAGUCAAAGAUCCAUUGCAUUCACUAAAAAGUUUGCAACACUUGUUGAGCUUGUUCUUGGAACUUGGUAAGUAUGAAGGUUUAAAAUUGCAUUUUCAAGAUGGAUGGUUUCAGAAACUAAAGGAACUGGAAGUUAGUGAUUGCAUUGAAUUGAGAGAAAUUAUUAUUGACAAAGGAUCUAUGCCUUCUCUGAAAAAGUUUACUAUACACAUGAAUCUGAGGAAUACACCCACUGGCAUUCAACACUUGAAGAAUCUUGAAGAACUCAGUAUUGUGGGUGUGGAAGAAGAAUUUGGGGAGCGCAGUUCUACUGAGGAUUGGAAUUGGAUCAUGGAACAUGUGCCCCUUGUAACAAUUUCUUGUAGGUAUAUGGGCAUGGAAAUUAAAAAGUCAAGGAGUUAGGAAUCACGCUUUAUCAUAUUCCAGGUGAUGGACUUCAACUUCAAGUGCGAUGGCAAUUCAGAUUCUCCACAUGAACUUUGGGAUUUGUGUUUCUCAAUAAAUAAAUAAAAUGUGUGAUCGUUCUUUAACAUCGGUGUAUUAAAUAUCUAAAUUGUUUGUAAUUGUAAUUGUUGCUUUCAAGAAUUGUGAGACCUUAUUUUCUGUUGAUUUCCUUUCUAUGUUGGUGUAAUAAAAAUGAUGUGUUAUGUAAUCGUAAUUGUAAUUGUUGCUUUCAAGAAUUGUGAGACCUUAUUUUUCA